CCAACACAACCUCUCUCCUCUAUCUUCACUCUCCCUAAUUCUUCCUUAAUAUACGUUUCAAUAAAUACAAAUAUAAACCUCUUUUCUCUACCUUCUCAUAGUAUUAGGUGAUCCCUUUGAAAAUGGGUGAGGAAAUUAGCAACAAGCAAGUGAUACUCAGCAACUAUGUCAAAUCUUCUGUGAAGGAAUCCGAUAUGUCGCUUAGAACUUCCAAAAUUCAGCUCAAAAUUCCCAGGGGUUGCGACGGCGCCGUUUUGGUGAAGAAUCUCUACUUAUCCUGCGAUCCUUACAUUAUUCAAAGCAUGAAGAAGCGGAAUGGCUAUAUUGCUUCUUUCAUGUUGGAUUCUCCUAUUUCUGGAUUUGGAGUGUCGAAAGUACUGGAUUCAACUCAUACGAAUUUCAAGACGGGCGAGCUAGUGUGGGGGUUUACUGGCUGGGAGGAGUAUAGCCUUAUUAAAGAUACAAACAUAUUGUUUAAGGUUCAUGAUAAAGAUUUGCCUCUCUCUUAUUAUACAGGGAUUCUUGGCAUGCCUGGCAUGACAGCUUAUGUUGGUUUUUUCGAGUUUUGCUCUCCCAAAAAGGGGGAUAUUAUGUAUGUCUCUGCUGCAUCCGGAGCUGUUGGUCAGCUCGUUGGUCAGUUUGCAAAGACCGCAGGUUGUUACGUUGUUGGGAGUGCAGGGAGCAAAGAAAAGGUCGAUCUCUUGAAGAACAAAUUGGGGUUUGACGAAGCAUUCAACUACAAAGAAGAGCAAGACUAUGAUGCAGUGUUGAAGAGAUACUUCCCCGAUGGCAUAGACAUCUACUUUGACAACGUGGGAGGGAAGAUGCUCGAAGCGGUGCUAAACAACAUGAGACUCCAUGGUCGUGUUGCUGUUUGUGGGAUGAUCUCCCAAUACUGCCUUGAGCAGCUCGAAGGCGUCCACAACUUGCUUUACCUAUUCACAAAACGGAUCCGUAUGGAAGGAUAUACCGUUAGCGACCACUACCAUCUCUACCCGAAAUUCCUGGAGAUGGUUGUGCCUCUAAUCAAGGAAGAGAAGAUCACAUACGUCGAAGACAUUGCCGAAGGCAUUGAAAGCGCGCCUGGGGCUCUCGUUGGCUUAUACUCCGGUCGCAACGUCGGGAAGCAGGUGGUGGUGGUUGCUCGUGAGUAAUUCUAUUUUUCGCAGAGUGAAUCAUUGGCAAUAAGGAAGGACUUAAAUAAGGUUAUAAUCAUGAAUUAUAAAUAUAUACUCAUGAAUGAUGUAUUGUUAGUAAUUGACACAGGUAAGACUUAAAUAAAGUUAAUCAUCAGAAAUGAAACAUUCAAACACUUA
Molecule: messenger RNA, 1316 nt
Organism: Salvia splendens (bonfire salvia)
Lineage: Eukaryota; Viridiplantae; Streptophyta; Magnoliopsida; Lamiales; Lamiaceae
Product: 2-alkenal reductase (NADP(+)-dependent)
Exons: 5
Coding region: 123-1154 (343 amino acids)
Molecular function (GO): 2-alkenal reductase [NAD(P)H] activity
Source: RefSeq, a predicted model, not a curated record